Messenger RNA from Acanthoscelides obtectus, 372 nucleotides. Lineage: Eukaryota; Metazoa; Arthropoda; Insecta; Coleoptera; Chrysomelidae. The record is from the annotation of a GenBank genome assembly.
AUGGAGGAAAUACUUUCUGUACCAAUACCGGCUAGAAAGAUAUUUUGGGAAGAUGUCUGCCCCGCCGAGAAGCCGCAGGUGGUUGACCAUUACGUUGCUACUGUUGGUGUUGGGACUACCAGCACAAACACUGAUGAUAUAUCACAGUCUCUUCGAAACAACGCGGAACCGUUCGAGAAUAUGCAAAGGAUUAUUAAAUGCCAUAAAAAGCUGAAGGAUUUUGUAGAUAUGUACAACAAUAUGUUUGAGCAUCUUUCAUUCCUGACGUUUAUUAUCUCAGUCGCAAUGUUGGCAGAUCAGUAUAUUUAUUUUAACAAGAUACUGACACCAACGUUUGGCACAUUGGUGGUAAGACAAUAUACUGAAACUUAA